AACUAUAGCGUCUGCCUAUCUUGAGGGUAUAUAAAAAAUACAUAUUUCUCCGUUACACCUUCAACAAUCAAGAAUCAAGAAUCAAGAACAAGAACCAAUAUUUUCCCCAAAUUUUUACAUACCCAGAUUAACCCAUUGCUUCUCGAGGUGGAACUCAUUGGUAGAAAUGUGUGGUGGUGCGAUCAUCUCCGAUUUCAUAGCACCUACGGCGAACCGGUCUCGCCGGCUGACCACCGACCUUUUGCGGAAGACUGAGUUUGUAAAGAACCCUAGCAAAUGCUACUCGAAGCCCAUACGAUCUGAGAUCUUUGAUGUUGAAGAUGAGUUUGAGGCUGCUUUUCAAGGAUUUAAGGACGAAAUCGAAGCCGAAGUUGUGGAGCAUUUUGUUAGCCCUUCAAAUUUGUCUGUCUCCAAAGGCUCUGGCUCAAAACCUGUGAAGUCCGAUAAUGAACCUGAGAAAUCAAGUUCAAGGAAAAGGAAAAACCAGUACAGAGGGAUCCGUCAACGCCCAUGGGGCAAAUGGGCGGCAGAGAUCCGUGACCCGAGGAAAGGCGUUCGUGUGUGGCUUGGAACUUUUAAUACUGCUGAAGAAGCCGCUAGGGCUUAUGAUGAAGAGGCAAGAAGGAUCCGAGGGAAGAAGGCAAAGGUUAACUUCCCAUUAGAAGAGAAACCAGAAGUUAACCCUAUUGCUGCUGCUACUACUAUGGGGAUUAAACCCAAACUAUUUACUCCAUCUGAGAGUGCAGCUGCUGUCUUUCACUUCAAUUCUGAUCAGGGGAGCAACUCUUUUGGUUGUUCUGACUUUGGUUGGGGGGAGCAUUGUGUAAUGACUCCUGAUAUUACAUCUGUUUUCUCAGAGGUUGAUGAUGUGAAUCCUGCUAAAAAACCUGAAAAGGUUGAUGAGUCGCUCUUUCAGAUGCCCUGUUUUGAAGGGAACUGGGAUGCUUUCCUGAAUGGAGAUGCAGCUCAAGAUGAUGGAAAUGCAGUGGAUCUUUGGAGCUUUAAUGAUCUUCCUGUCAUUAUGGAUGGAUCUUUCUAAUCAACUAUGUAUUUGUUGGCGAAUGGAUAAAGCAUGCUUAAGCCUUUGAAUGGUGUAUCAGUUGCAGAGUAUAUAGCUUAACAAUGAGGUUUAUUGAGAUUGUAAGACCUUAAUCCAAUAUUUCUAUUGCUUAUAUCUGUAUGGAUGUACUUUUAAACACCGAUGCUUGUUUUGCUUUAAAAUGGUGUGGAUUUUCCUGAUAA
Lactuca sativa (garden lettuce) is the source of this 1242-nucleotide messenger RNA. Its product is annotated as ethylene-responsive transcription factor RAP2-12. Gene Ontology annotation, biological process: regulation of DNA-templated transcription; ethylene-activated signaling pathway. Lineage: Eukaryota; Viridiplantae; Streptophyta; Magnoliopsida; Asterales; Asteraceae. The record is from RefSeq and is a predicted model, not a curated record. Gene Ontology annotation, molecular function: DNA-binding transcription factor activity; DNA binding.